Messenger RNA from Rotaria sp. Silwood2, 624 nucleotides. NCBI's taxonomy places the organism in Eukaryota, Metazoa, Rotifera, Eurotatoria, Philodinida, Philodinidae. The record is from the annotation of a GenBank genome assembly.
AUGNAAACGACAACGACGACUACGGAGACAACAACGACCACCACGGAAACAACCACAACUACUACGGAAACGACAACAACAACCACGGAGACCACGACAACUACUACAGAAACGACAACAACAACCACCGAGACAACGACAACUACUACAGAAACGACAACAACAACCACGGAGACAACAACGACAACUACUACAGAAACCACAACAACAACCACGGAGACAACAACAACUACCACUGAGACAACGACAACUACUACAGAAACGACAACAACAACCACCCAGACAACGACAACUACCACAGAAACGACAACCACGACUACGGAGACAACGACAACUACUACGGAAACCACAACAACAACCACCGAGGCAACGACAACUACUACAGAAACGACAACCACGACUACGGAGACAACGACAACCACUACAGAAACGACAACAACAACCACGGAGGCAACGACAACUACUACAGAAACGACAACAACAACCACGGAGACAACGACAACUACUACCGAAACGACAACGACGACUACUGAGACAACAACCACCACGUCGGAAACAACAACAACUACCGGGAGGACAACAUCUAUUGGUGGUGGAGCAGCAGCUGAUAUUAGUGAGUGCUAA